Cinclus cinclus is the source of this 965-nucleotide messenger RNA. RefSeq names its product S100 calcium binding protein A11 (gene S100A11). Bases 524 to 817 code for a protein of 97 amino acids. Gene Ontology annotation, cellular component: cytoplasm. The transcript has 3 exons. NCBI's taxonomy places the organism in Eukaryota, Metazoa, Chordata, Aves, Passeriformes, Cinclidae. Gene Ontology annotation, molecular function: calcium-dependent protein binding; calcium ion binding. The record is from RefSeq and is a predicted model, not a curated record. Gene Ontology annotation, biological process: regulation of cell population proliferation.
GGCAGGGACAGGGACACAGCUCGGUGACAAUGACAUGGCCACACAGAUGGCAGCAUUUCCAUUCUCCUUUUUCCUUCUCCAGGCUCCCCUGGAAGAUUUUUGGGAAUUUUCCCUUUUUUCCUCCUCCAUCUCCCCCUUAAGAUUUUUUUUUUGAAGCAACUUCCCCUUUCUUCCCCGCCAAUUUUUCUUUUUAUAAAUUUCCCUUUUCUCCCCCCAAUCUCUCCCUAAAGAUUUUUAGGGCUUCUCCCCCUACCCAGACUCUCGGGGGACUCCAGGGAUAUCCCGAAGGAGCAAACGGGGAUGGAGCAGGAUCUGGGAAUGCCCGCGGGGCUCUGGGGCAGGGCCGGGCACAUUCCAGAGGCGCGGGAGGAGCCGCGGUUGCCGCUGGAAACGGGAAUUGCCCAACGCGUCCGGGGAUGACUCAACCCGGGCGGGGCUCCCCAACUUUUUUCUUUUCCCCAGUUUUUCUUUUUUUUUUUUUUUUUCCGGAUCUCACAAUUCCAAACCGGAGCGGAGCUCAGCCAUGCCCACGGAGACGGAGCGCUGCAUCGAGUCGCUGCUGGCCGUGUUCCAGCGCUACGCCGGCCGAGAGGGAAACUCCUGCACCCUCUCCAAGAGGGAAUUCCGGGCAUUCAUGGACACCGAGCUGGCCGCCUUCACCAAGAACCAGAAGGAUCCAGGCGUGGUGGACAGGAUGAUGAAGAAGCUGGACAUGAACAGCGACGGGCAGUUGGAUUUCCAGGAAUUCCUGAACCUCAUCGGGGGCAUUGCCGUGGCCUGCCACGACACCCUGAUCCUCAAAUCCCCCAAUCCAUAAAUCCAGAGGCUCCAGAGCCAUCCCAGAUCCCCCCGGGACAACCCAUGGAACGCUGGAAGUGAUGGAAUGGUCGCGUUCCCUUUUUCCUUUCCCCCCCGCCCCCCCACCUCCGGCUUUUUAUGGAUAAAUAAAAAGUUUAAAACCCCGA